AUGGCUUUAUUCGAAUCUUCACCGAAAAAUAUAUUCAUUAUACUAUGUAUAGUUGGAUUAUUUGGAAUAAUUACAUUUAUACUUUCUGCUGCUACACUAGGUACUCUAAAUAGACGUUUUAAUUCUAUAUCUUCGACAACAGCAAGUAGCAAACCAAAACUUAAUUCAGUUCUAGCUGAAACAAUUCGUAUCGAUGAUCUUAUGAAUCAUUUAAAACAAUUUCAACGUAUUGCUGAUGAAUCAAAUGGUAAUCGAGCUAUAAAUACGAGAGGAUUUAAUGAAACUGUUAACUAUAUCUAUAACUAUCUACAAAAUCAAGUUAGAGGCUUGAAAAUUAAACGAGAAACGUUUCAAAUACGAAAUUUUGCUCUUGCAAAAGAUCCAAUUUUGCUCUCGUUGAUCAAUGGUACAGUGAAAAAUUUUACAUAUUCAUUGAAUCUUGCUAGAUCUGAAUUCACUUAUGUUAAUUACUCGACUUCAACUAACUUCACGGACUAUGUUCGUGUUAUCAAUAUUCCAAAUCUUGGAUGCACAGCCGAUGAUUGGAAGAAUGUAUCAGGUCUUGUUGCAUUAGUGAAAGGAGGAGGUACAUGUACAUAUGCCGAAAAAGGUAUUCUUGCUGCGAACAGUGGUAUCAGAGCUUUACUCUUUUAUAAUCAUGGUGAAAAAUUUUAUAGUCUUGCUCCAAUUAUUACGCGCCUUCGUUAUAACAAUCAAUUACCUGCACUUUUCCUAUCGUAUGCUGCUGGACAAGCGCUAGCAGAUGCAGCAUUAGUAGGAGCAACUGUCAAACUUCAAAUCGAACUACAAAAUUUAGGAACAUAUCCAGUUGAUAAUAUUUGUGCGGAUACUAUAAAUGGUGAUCCAAAACAAACUAUUGUUGUCGGAAGUCACAGUGAUGGUGUUCAAGUUGGACCAGGCAUUAAUGAUAACGGUAGUGGUACUGCAGCUAAUCUAGUUUUAGCAACUAAUUUGGCACGUCUUUAUCAAACAACAACAUAUAUUAAAUAUAAAUAUCGUAUUCGUUUUUGUUGGUGGGCUGCUGAAGAGAUUGGUUUAGCUGGAUCAAGUUAUCACGUACAAAAUGCUCGGAAUGCGACCGCUGUAGGUGAACGUCUUCAAGAUUAUUUGCUCAAUCUUAAUUUUGAUAUGGCAGGUUCACCUAAUUUUAUAUUUGGAAUCUAUGAUGCUAAAACAGCUAUAAAUGGCACACCAUCAAGCGCACUUCCUGGUAGUACGAAGAUCACAGAACUCUAUCGUGAUUGGUUUAUUAAACAAAACUUACCAUGGGAUUUUAGAGAUUUUAACGGUCGAAGUGAUUAUGGUCCGUUUCUAACUGCAGGUAUAGCUGCUGGUGGUGUAGCAACCGGUUCCGAUGCCUUAAAAACAGCAACACAACGUGAGAAAUAUCAGCAAUCUGUAGGAAAAGAUAAUGCUGGUUUUGCUGGAGCCGCACUUGAUCCAUGUUAUCAUCAACCGUGUGAUACUUUAAAGAAUAUUCAUUUAUUUGGCUAUGAAAAGCUCGUUCAAGCAGCCGCAUAUGGAUUGGAAUUUUUAGGACAACAUGAAAAUUUACUUACAUGGCUUUAUCCAGAUGGACGAUUAUAA
Molecule: messenger RNA, 1608 nt
Organism: Adineta steineri
Lineage: Eukaryota; Metazoa; Rotifera; Eurotatoria; Adinetida; Adinetidae
Source: the annotation of a GenBank genome assembly